UCGCUUGAGGAGGGAGCGCUGGUAUAAAUGGAGAGGCUGGAGACGCUGCUUUUCUUUAGUACGGUUAGGUGGUAGACUUAAAAAAAAAAAAAGAUCUGUGUACCAUGGCAACUCCACCGAGGGAGUUAACGCAGAACCCGUUAAAGAAAAUCUGGAUGCCUUGCUUAAAUGGCCUUCCGGAAAAACACACCUCGCAAAGGAAAGUUUGCAUGACAAACUGCCCCACGCUGAUUGUCACAGUGGGUCUUCCUGCGAGAGGUAAAACCUACAUCUCCAAGAAGCUGACUCGCUACCUGAACUGGAUCGGAGUCUCUACCAAAGAAUUUAACGUCGGGCAGUACCGACGGGAGUGUGUGAAAAUAUACAAGUCUUUCGAGUUCUUCCGGCCAGACAACGAAGAGGGAUUGAAAAUCAGAAAACAGUGUGCAGCUUCAGCUUUGAAUGAUGUCAGAACAUACCUCAGUGAAGGGGGGCAAGUGGCUGUAUUUGAUGCCACGAACACGACGCGAGAACGAAGAGACACGAUCAUGAAGUUUGCAGACCUGAAUGGAUACAAGGUGUUCUUUGUGGAAUCGGUUUGUGACGACCCAGAGGUUAUUGCUUCAAACAUUGUGCAAGUGAAGCUCGGCAGCCCAGAUUACACAGACUGCAACACGGAUGAGGCAGUGGAGGACUUCAUGAAGAGAAUAAAGUGCUACGAGAACUCCUACGAAACGCUGGAUGAAAUCAAGGACAGGGAUCUCUCCUACAUCAAGAUCAUGGAGGUGGGGAGCCGGUAUCUUGUUAACAGAGUGCUGGAUCACAUCCAGAGCAGGAUUGUUUAUUACCUCAUGAACAUCCACAUCGCCCCGCGCUCCAUCUACCUCUGCCGGCACGGAGAGAGCGAGCUCAACAUCAAGGGCAGGAUUGGGGGCGACUCGGGGCUGUCUGCACGGGGCAAGCUGUUUGCAAAGUGCCUGGGUAAAUUCAUCCAGGAGCAGAACAUCAAGGAUCUGAAGGUUUGGACGAGUCAGAUGAAGAGGACGAUUCAGACGGCCGAAGCCUUGGGAGUGCCUUACGAGCAGUGGAAAGCGCUCAAUGAGAUCGACGCUGGUGUCUGUGAGGAGAUGACGUAUGAAGAAAUUCAGGAUCACUAUCCCCUGGAAUUUGCAUUGCGAGAUCAGGACAAGUACAGAUACCGCUACCCCAAGGGAGAAUCCUAUGAAGAUCUUGUGCAGAGACUGGAGCCGGUCAUCAUGGAGCUGGAGAGGCAGGAGAACGUUCUGGUGAUCUGCCACCAAGCUGUCAUGCGCUGCCUGCUGGCAUACUUUCUAGAUAAAACUGCAGAGGAACUGCCUUACCUGAAGUGCCCCUUGCAUACAGUGUUAAAACUCACUCCAGUGGCUUACGGAUGUAAAGUGGAAUCCAUUUCUCUAAACGUGGAGGCUGUCAACACGCACAGAGACAGGCCGGAGAAUGUAGACAUUUCAAGACCCCCAGAUGAAGCACUUCUUACUGUUCCUGUGCACCAGUGAAACUGGCUCUGUUUUUGGCUGGUCUGACGGUGUCUCACAUCGCCGGUCUCCGCAAUUCACCGUUUCUUGUUCAAAAAAAAAAAAAGUUUGUUUUCUAAAGUGGAGGGGGGGGAUUUUUCAGCAAGUCAAAGUUGCAGUUUGUUUAAAUGUACAGAAUGAAUUUGAAAUAGAUGAUGGAAAUGUGAAAAAAACAAUCUAAUAGAUCAGAUUUGAAAUGACAUCUCGUGGCAUUCUUUGCAAGUACUGUAACGUGUAAACUGUGUUUUUUUUUUUUUUAACACUACUCAUGUAGAAUCAACACUUGGGUACAGAAGUGUGCUCACCAAUGUACGUGUUCAUGGUACGAUUCACCAUUAAACAUUUUUAUUAUCUGCGGCACUUCCCAGUUUUAUACAAGUCACUGCAUGUAAACAUGGCUUUAAAAUCACUUGGAUACUUUGCGCUGCUGUUUCCAAGACCUUCCCUGGAGCAAGAAACUAGCCGACCAGAUUUGGAGCAACGGUCGUGUGGGUUAUUAAUUGUUCUGUAAUAUCAAGAGCACUGUAAUCCCGGGGGCCUCUGUCUUUGUGUUUGGAGGGUUUCGGUGUCCUUUUUGUAAGGGUCCUUUUUACUAAUUCAUUCAAUAUUUUUGAUGUGUAGGUCAGGUAGCGGGAUAAGCAGGGAGGGGUGUACCAGAUGUGAAGUUGCACAAUUGAAAUGGCGUGCUGUAACGUAGGUUCCUUUGCAAACCACAGAGUUAGGGAGCUGUGUAGCGAGUCGGAAGUGCGAACAGGAGAGACUUUCUGGAAUGUGUGUUUUUUUUUUAAGCUGCAGCUCUGAAGGAGUCCUGACCAGUGUGUUAAAAUGACAGCUGGACUUGCUGCUCGUGCUGGAAUGAAUGUGCACAUCUGGAACUGCUGCUUGCCAGGGUGCUUUGCAGAUAUAUAGAACCAUUACCCUUCUGUAUGUAUACGUGUGUGGUGGGGAUUUUAACUUUUAUUUGUAAAUGUAUAUCCUGGAAAUUCUCCCUAUUUAGUGCACAGCAGGCAUUCUACACACCAAGACCAAAUGCCUUUUUAUUUGAAUGUUGCAAUAAAGGUAGUGGCUCCAGGGAGUCCUUCUAUGCACCUUAUUCAAUGCUGAAUGUGAAGCCAUGAUUUGCUCUUACAAUAUUGCAAAUGUCGUUUCCACGCUGUGGGGAGGGGGAGGGAUUCUAGAGCUGGGACACAUUCAUGAGUGUUCAAACCAGCGCUUGCAAAAAAUAAUCAAGCUUGCUUAAAAUAGAUUCGAAAUCACAGGAUCAAAAAGAUGGUUACUGGUAAAUGAUGGGGUUCCAGGUUAUUUUGUUGCAAUGCGGUACUAAUCGCACUUCAGUUUCCCCGCGUUUAAAGAAUAUUCAGAUUGUUUUAUAUAAAUUUUUUUUUAGUUUUGCAGAAUAACGGUUGAAUUGGAAACCGCACUACUUCAAAGUAGAUUUAAACUGUCCCGUUAACAGUAGAUUUCGUCUUUAUUAACAUUAUGUAUUUCUUUCAAGCUCUGAUGACAUGCUGAAACAGGUGCUAAUUUGAAUCCAGGAAUGUGACCCGUGUCCUUCAAGCACUGCAUUGUCUUGCGUUUUGUGGCUUGUAUCUUUUCUUUGUGGGGUGUGGUCAGUGUGUGGUAUUUCCCUCAAAGAUUUAAGAAAGAAAGGCGUAGUCUGUGAUGAAAAGGUGUCCUAAGGUGAGGUAGCCAAGGAAAGAAACCAGUAUAGGCCUUAUGAAAUGCAGUGUUGUAAUGCUCCAGUUAAACAUGACCUCUAUGCAAACCCUGAUCGCAGACUGCUUCAGGACCUGUCAGACAUGCCGAAAGGAACUCCUCGCUUGGAUGACGUGCUCGGCACAUCUGUCUGUGCUGGAUAGUCUGCUUCAUAAUCGUGGCUUGAGAAAACUGUUCGUUUGGAUCUGCUAAUGUUUGGGAAGAAUGUGUUUUAUGUUGAUGCUUGUUUUGUCGGACUCUUUCCUUGUAAACCUUUGUUCGGGUAUCAAAUAAAUCACUAAAAC
Polyodon spathula (Mississippi paddlefish) is the source of this 3532-nucleotide messenger RNA. RefSeq names its product 6-phosphofructo-2-kinase/fructose-2,6-bisphosphatase 4. Gene Ontology annotation, cellular component: cytosol. The transcript is spliced from 14 exons. Bases 105 to 1514 code for a protein of 469 amino acids. Lineage: Eukaryota; Metazoa; Chordata; Actinopteri; Acipenseriformes; Polyodontidae. Gene Ontology annotation, molecular function: 6-phosphofructo-2-kinase activity; fructose-2,6-bisphosphate 2-phosphatase activity; ATP binding. Gene Ontology annotation, biological process: fructose metabolic process; fructose 2,6-bisphosphate metabolic process. The record is from RefSeq and is a predicted model, not a curated record.